Molecule: messenger RNA, 1910 nt
Organism: Anopheles coustani
Lineage: Eukaryota; Metazoa; Arthropoda; Insecta; Diptera; Culicidae
Product: casein kinase I-like
Exons: 4
Coding region: 642-1637 (331 amino acids)
Biological process (GO): peptidyl-serine phosphorylation; signal transduction; negative regulation of canonical Wnt signaling pathway
Cellular component (GO): nucleus; cytoplasm
Molecular function (GO): ATP binding; protein serine/threonine kinase activity
Source: RefSeq, a predicted model, not a curated record
CGAUGAUCCGCCAUAUUGACGUUUGGUUGAUUUAGAUAUCGUUUGAGUUUCUGUGUGCGUAUUUAGAUGUAAACUCGCCCGCCAGCAGGUCAAGCGAAAGGAAGCGGAAAUUUGUACAGUUCUUCAGUUUUCAACGAAACGUCGUGUUCGCACGCACCACCGAGUGUUAGCGCAGCAUUUGUGGUGAGGAGAAAAGUGUGAAACAAAAACCAGAUCGCAUGGAAAGCUGCGGCCCGCGGAAGGACCUACUUUACUACCUUUACACAUGUAGUGCUUGCUCUUGAAUGAAAUAUCGUUACAGGUAUUUCUAUCGACAUCGGUAAUAAAGCCGGGCGUUCAUUUAACCGCAACUAAGCGAACGACGAGUCGAUUGCGGCGCUUUGCCAACGGCGUGACAUCAUUCAAGAGCAAAACUGUGUGUUCCAUCAAUCAAACCGCAAGCAAGCAAGCAAAGCCACUUGCGCGCCAUCAAAAAAAGCACGUGAAAAAGUGUCAACCUUUUUGUUAAGUACUGUACUGAUAGUUAAGCGAAAAACAGCAACAAAAGUCCUUUGGAAGAAGCACGUGUAGCCGCCGCCAACUCCUCCACAAUUGUUCCGCCGGCGCCUUAGCCUUAGCAAGAAGCAGGUUACGAGAUCAAAAUGAACGACUUCAUCGUAGCCGGGAAGUACCGCAUAAUCCGGAAGAUCGGAUCGGGCUCGUUCGGUGACAUCUAUCUGGGCAUUAACAUCACAAAUGGGGAAGAGGUGGCGCUGAAAGUGGAGAGCAUUCUCGCGCGCCACCCGCAGCUCACGUACGAGUACAAGCUGUACAAGGUGCUGACCGGUGGCAUCGGCAUCCCGCACAUCCGCUACUUCGGCCAGGAGCGCAGUUACCAUGUGUUGGUAAUGGAUCUGCUCGGCCCGUCGCUCGAGGAUCUGUUUAAUUUCUGUAGCCGUCACUUUACGAUCAAGACCGUACUCAUGCUCGUGGACCAAAUGAUCGGCCGACUCGAAUAUCUGCAUAUGAAGAACUUCAUCCACCGUGACAUCAAGCCGGACAACUUCCUGAUGGGCAUCGGCCGCCACUGCAACAAGCUGUUCCUGAUCGACUUCGGGCUUGCGAAGAAGUACCGCGACUUCCGCUCGCGCGUCCACAUCAGCUACCGGGAGGACAAGAACCUGACCGGCACGGCUCGGUACGCAUCGAUCAACGCCCAUCUCGGCAUCGAGCAGAGCCGCCGUGACGAUAUGGAGUCGCUCGGCUACGUGAUGAUGUACUUCAACCGCGGCUCGCUGCCAUGGCAGGGCCUGAAGGCGACCAACAAGAAGCAGAAGUACGAGAAGAUCUCCGAGAAGAAGAUGUCCACCCCGAUCGAGGUGCUCUGCAAAGGCUUCCCGGCCGAGUUCGCCAUGUACCUCAACUACUGCCGCAGUUUGCGCUUCGAGGAAGGGCCCGACUACAUGUAUCUGCGACAGCUGUUCCGGAUUCUGUUCCGCACGCUGAAUCAUCAGUACGACUACACCUUCGACUGGACCUUGAUGAAGCAGCGAGCGAUGCAGCAGGGCAGCAGUAACCCGCCGGCGGUUACCUCCGGCGAAAACAAACGCGAGGAACGGCGCGACAAAGACAAGCUGUCGAGUGACACGGACGAGUAGAAUCGAUGUGGAAGAGGAUGAGAUGGAUGAGGAGGAGGAGGAUGAUCAAGAUCGUUUAUCGAAUUGCUGAGCGGGGUAUGUACGACGCGCGCGCUAACCAGACGGAUGGCCGCCGAGGAAGAAGAAAAGAGAGAAGAUAUAGGAAGGGAAGGGGUAGGUGCGCGGAUUAGGCUAUACGAAGAUUAAAAAAAAAAAAGAUACACAGUUAAGGUAAGAUACCGCAUGCUCUAGAGAUGUAAGUAGAAGUUAAAACACCUACCCUAAGCUACUAAA